AUGUCAGCAACAUAUGGCUACCAAACCACUCCUCGAGAUGAUCCUCUGGUUCAAAUCGUAGAAAAUGCAGUGGCUAUUGGCUUUCAGGUGAUAAUCCUAGAGAGAGCAAUCUUGCUCAAAAUGUUCCCCUUCACUGACAUCCUGUACUCUGAUGUCGUAUUGACAUUACCUGACUGGUGCUGGGGAUUCUCAAUCAAAUGUGAGGCUCAAGCAUCAACCAAACUCAUGACUGAAAUGACAGAGGUGCCAUUUCGAUAUAUGAAACAGCAUAUGGCCGAAAACUUGGCCCUUGGUCAGUUUUCGAUGGUGGAAGAAAAUCUUCAAAGAAUGGACAAGCAAGAUCAGACAUCCAAACCAUUGUUUGAGGCUGCCUUAAAGAUAGCAGCUACUACUGCUAUUAUAGGUUCAUAUGAAAUGACUACUUCAGUCUUGAUAGCUUUUGCUCUUGCCAUGGCAUCUUACCUAGAUGUUCAAAAACACGCACAAGUGGAGAUUGACACAGUGGUUGGACAUGAUCCCCAGUGA
Molecule: messenger RNA, 525 nt
Organism: Suillus bovinus
Lineage: Eukaryota; Fungi; Basidiomycota; Agaricomycetes; Boletales; Suillaceae
Exons: 5
Coding region: 1-525 (174 amino acids)
Molecular function (GO): iron ion binding; oxidoreductase activity, acting on paired donors, with incorporation or reduction of molecular oxygen; heme binding
Source: RefSeq, a predicted model, not a curated record